GUUCGAGCUGUCUAGAUUUACAAUCCGGAAGUGGAUGAGAUGCCUCUGUGAUUGGGAACGUUGACAGGUGUCGGUGUGCCUGUGUUUCUAAUCCGGUCAGGCAAGUAAUGGUACACGUCGCCUAAAUCAUGGAGGAGAAGGAAGAAAACAAAUGUAUAAACAGUCAAGAAGUGCCCCUGCCCAAGGGCACAGGAAUUGCAAACUAUAUGAAGAAAGUAUUAUGUGAUUAUGAAAAGAUUCGAGGAAAAGACAAAAAUUCAAACAAUUGCAAGUUUUGGGAUGUUGUUGUUAUAACAACUGCAGAUAAUGCACAGAAGCGUGUCUUUGAACUACAGAUUGAGAGUAAAAGGAAGAGAAAUGAGCUUCCUUUGAAUCUUCCUAUCUAUGUUGUGGCGGAUCCCCCUGGACCAAAGAUAGGUAAUGGUGGAUCUACACUGGUGGUUUUGUCUUUUCUGGAGCUCUGCUUGGGUCAGGAGAUGUACAAGAAGAAAAUUCUGUUGAUCCAUGCAGGAGGUCAGAGCAAACGUAUGCCGAGUGCUAGCUGCCUAGGGAAGAUCUUCUCUCCUAUCCCUCAUGGUGACCCCAUUUACCAAAUGCUGGACCUCAAACUAGCUAUGUACAUGCCAUUUCUCCCUAAUAUGCCUCCAGGGGUGUUUGUAGCCUGUGCCGAUGAUAUUCUGGUGUAUGAUUUAGGACCGGUGGAGGAUUCGAAAUAUUGGUCAUUCUGUUAUAAUGGAUUCACUGCUCUGGCACACCCCUCACCGGUACAGAUUGGAACCAAGCAUGGUGUGUAUGUGGUGGAAAAUGAGAAAAAUGUGGAUCCAAAGAAACAUAUUAGAGGAAUGAGAUGUCUGAGAGUCCUGCAGAAACCAAGGAUUACUCAGAUGUAUGAGAAAGGGGCUGUGCUCAGUAAUCUCAAGUUCUCUGAAGAAGUUGCUUUCAAGGGAGAUACUUCAUAUACAGACAGUUCCUUUUUCUUUGGAAUGGACAUAGCUAAGAAACUUUUGCACUUCUUCAAAGAAAACAGCCCUUUGACUUGUGAAAUUGAUGCCUAUGGAGACUUUCUACAAGCACUUGGUCCCUUGGCCACUAGUGAAUAUGUCCACAACACUAGUAAUGUAACACAUUUAACUCCAAACCUUGUGCCAACUAGAUUACAGAUAUUUGAGCUUCUGAAAGGAACUGAUAUUAACCUUUUGCUGAUGAAUGCAUCAAAAUUUAUUCACAUUGGCACAACCAAAGAGUAUAUUUAUCACUUCUGUUUUGACACUAAACUCCAGGAUGAACUUGGUUUGGUUAAAGACUGUUUUAACACUUUUACAGAGAUCAAACCAAGUGCUAAAAAACGGAAGUUCUCAGACACUGGUUUAGGGUGCAUCAUGCACUCUUGUAUACCCACUGAGUGCUUUGUAUCCUCAAACACAGUUUUAGAGUACUGCCACUUUGAGCUGCCACUUCAAGUGGGUCAGAAUUCUAUAAUUAGUAACUGUGCUUUGUUUGAGGAGGAACUUUCAGACAAUUUACUCACACCCACACAAACCCCACACAACAUAUUCCUGCACACAGUAGCCGUCAGACACCAGGACCAAACCAAGUAUGCCACAGUUGUGUUCCACAUCGAUGAUGAUCUGAAAAAACAAGUCCCAAUCUCAAAUGUGAUUGAAGCCUCAUAUCUAGGUUACGAUAUCCAGCGAUUUAUUGAGAACUGCAAGCUGACCCAGUUUCAAUUGGAUGAGGACACUGGCGGUGUUCAGAGAGAAGGAGAGGGGGAGGGGCAGGCCCUCACCAGUCUAUGGCAGAUGUGCCUGUUUCCUCUAGAGAGUAGUAUGACCAGGUCUUUGGUGCUAGCAUUAACAGCAGCGAAAGCAGCACAGAGUAACAAUCCGGACAUGGUAGACCUCAGUGGCUAUCAUGUGGUCUCAAUGGAGGAAAUUCUGGACAUGAAAGAUGUCAGAGCAAUGCUGAAGUAUAGGGAGGGUCUGUUUUCAAAGAUUUUAAAGUCUUAAAUAAUAAGCAUACUUGAUUACAAGAUGUAGGAGAAUUAUGUAAAGAAUACUUUGUGAUUAUAACUCCGUAACCAUAUAACAUAUUUAUUUGAUCAUCAGAAAUCUUAUUUUUAUUGGAUAUGGUACAUGUACUUACAUGUAAAUAGAAUCUGAUACUACUUAAAUUUUUUUAGACAGAAAUUAGAUUUUUUUUUGGUUUGAUGAAAGAAGUAAUGGGAAAGCAAAGACUGCCUUUAUGGCAUAUGCAUGUGAUACGUAUUGUGAUUUAUUUUUAAGUUAUUUGUUCAAUAGAAUCUUUUUUGGUUUUACUCGGUAGAUCUGAAAGUUGCACAUAUUUUGUUGGUGACUUCAUACAGACAUAGGAUUGUCUAUAGAUCUAAUUCAAUAUGAAAUAUAUGUUUGUUAUUUAUCCCCCCAUUUUAAUGUUUAUAUACAUAUCUAAUAUGUUUAUAUACAUGUACAUUUAUUUCCAUUGCAAGCAAUAAGAUUGAAUAAAUAUCACAUUUUUGUAAAAUAAUCUACAUACCAAUUGUAUUUUAUGCAGAACUAGAAAUGAUCCAGGGAAUUCCUAUGUUUGUGAAUAAAUCAAUAUAUACCUACAUUAUCUCUGUUCUGAUCUUAGUUUUAAAUUGUGAAUCAAUUUUUGCUCAACUUCGGGUAGUUAAUUGUGACACAAAACUUGUGGAUGGUUUGAAUUGACUGUCUGUACCACUUUUGUUUCUAGAUGAUUUCUCUGAAAGUCAUUAAAGUUUUGGC
Molecule: messenger RNA, 2762 nt
Organism: Magallana angulata
Lineage: Eukaryota; Metazoa; Mollusca; Bivalvia; Ostreida; Ostreidae
Product: fucose-1-phosphate guanylyltransferase-like
Exons: 4
Coding region: 129-2006 (625 amino acids)
Molecular function (GO): transferase activity, transferring phosphorus-containing groups
Source: RefSeq, a predicted model, not a curated record